This is a messenger RNA of Schistosoma rodhaini, 2393 nucleotides long. The record is from the annotation of a GenBank genome assembly. Lineage: Eukaryota; Metazoa; Platyhelminthes; Trematoda; Strigeidida; Schistosomatidae.
GCGAAAGCUUCUUCUAUUCCGUCACCAACCAUCUGAACCAUUUGAACACCGCGUGUUAUCAGUUGUUACGCUACCGCGUGGAGUAUGCUGUAUGUCAAUUACUGAGGUUCUGAUUCUCCCAGUUCCCUGAAUUUUUCAGAUGUUUGUCAUUUAUGAUAUUAAAGCACCUAAUAAUCCUAAUGCUUUUCUCUCCGUACAGCGUUUUCACUCGCUCACUUUUUAGAAGUCCAUUCGAAGUCUGUCAUACAGAGCUUUACUUUUGAGUACAUACAGUAAAAAACUUAAUCAAAUAUGUUCUUGUCGUCUUAAAUUCCUAACUUAAAUUAAAAUUACUCAUUACAAAGGUCUAAUGCAACUGGUGACCCACUUAUAGGACUGUUUUUUCCAUUUUAAUUUUGGAAAAGGAGCCUUCCAGAUAAUAUAGACAGAAAGCACUAAGAAUUUACCGGACUGAUGGACCGAUCACAAGUUACAAAAAGCACUGUAAAGUAUUAUUUGAAUCGCGUGCAUUGCUUGUCGUCUAUGACAGAUAUUGAAGAGAAAAACAAUUUUAUACUAAAUACGUUUUUGGCAUUUCAAAAAGAUGGUUGGACAAUAGCACUACACCCACAAGUAUGCAGGUGUUUAGAAGAAUUAAUUGCAGAUGCAAACGUGGAAUGCAUUGCUUUCUUGCUAAAAAUUCUAUCCAAAAGUUGGAAUCGAGUAAUCGAUAGCAAGUUCGCAUACCAUUUGCUUCACAAGGCAUUGUUUAAAUGUCAAACAGAUGAAUAUAAUACCGACGAAUUGAUUGUUGAUCUUAUACAAAGUUUCUGUACUCAUAUGAAAGAAAAUCUGUCAGUCUAUAUAAGCAAUUCUCAUGCAACGCAUACAUGUCGCAUUUAUCCACAAAUUUUAGCUGGAGUUCGUUUAGAAAAGGAUAAGAAAACAAAUACUUAUAAGUCAGCUGUUCAACUUGUCACACCGUACGAUGAAAACUAUAUUCAGUCACUUAAGGAGUUGUGUAAAGAGUUCUUAUUUACGAAAGCAUUGAAAAAUCAUGUGGUCAACGAACACCUCUGUCCAUUUAUUCAAGUAUUAUUGCUUGUCGCAUCAGCUCGUCUUUCUGAUGUAUUUACGAAAAAGUUUAAAAAGGUUAUGAAAUAUUCUGGUUUGUUUAGUCCGAAUUUAAAAGAAGACGAUUUAGUUAAAAGAUAUCUUGAUGCUAACCCAGUUGCCACUUACUUCACUGAACUUCUCGUGGAGGUUAUGCCAGGAGCGAAUUUCGCAAAAUUUUUAAACAAUCAUAUUUUAUCAGAGUGCUCACUCUCUUUGAAUAGCAAUGAUUCAAAUCCCGUAACAUUAGCAGACGUUCUUAUGUCAAGUCCAACAGCCAGUCGUGUGUUACGAGCGGUCAUUCGACGUUUAGUAAAACCAGUGGAUAUUAAAAACUUUUUCACUGUUAUUUUGUCGUGCAAAAGUAAUAAAUUCGGGCUACGUAGCGUUAUUCCCAGCAAACAGUAUGGUGUAUUAACAGAUUUGGCUGAUUUAUGUAUAAGGCAUCCUUCUGAAGAACUUCAACGUACAUUCCUACGAAUGAUACCGUCGAUAUUUGGUUUUACUGAAAAACGUUCUCUUUCAACAUCUGGAGAUUUAUUCAUUCGUUGUCUUGUUGGAAUGAUAUCACUCAGUGAAUUAAAUGAACAUAUCACUAACAAUCAGUCAAUACAAGAAAAAGAUAAUAAUCAACACUUUGACAAUAAAGAAGAUCUAGUCAAUCCAGUUACUGUAUCAGGAUGUCUAUUUGUUGAAAGUUUAUUUAAAUUUAUUUAUGCUCAUCCUAUUAAAGUGAUUAAUAGUCUGUUAAGUCAAUCCUCUAAACGUUUAAUUGCAUGGGCACAACAUUAUCAAUUAUCAAGAGUAUUAGAAGCUUUCAUUUUAUCAGAAUCUGUAAUUAAUGAGCUUAAAAUUGGAUUAUUCAAGUCUUUAAUGAAUGGCUUCUCUAUUUUGGCAUGCCAUUCUUGUGGUAGUCAUGUCAUUGAAGCAUUAUGGACAGCUACAAAUACCUUACCUCAACCAAUAAUUUAUAAAGAAUUAAUGGCAGAACAAUUAACUAAUAUUGUUAAUCAUCUUCAUUCACAUAGAUAUGGACAUUUUAUUUAUAAAAAAUUAUCUUUAGAAUUAUAUCAGAAUGAUAAAACUCGUUGGUUAACUGUUAAUAAAUCAACUCAUGCAAUCAAUAAUAAACGAUAUGCCAUUGACAAUUCACAAAAUGUUAAACGACCACGAAAAUCACUCAAGUAGCUUUUGUACAUUAAAUGUAAUAUACAAUGAUUGUUAUCAUUAUUGUAUAAAAACGAAGAUGAAAGCUGUAUCAUAUUUUCUAAAAUACAAAGAGAUGAUCAUUUCUUCUGAUG